UUCAUGUCCUUUCUGUAAGCGUUUUCGUAUCUGGUUUAAAAAGGUUGUCACACUUCACAAUAUAUUUUAUUUCUGGAUAGUGAUUGAAGCGCAGUAUCGGUACAUCUAGAGCUGAGUGAUUCGUUUGAUUGUUUACAGGAAUGAAGAUUAAAAAUAAUAUAUUGUAGCAAUACGUGUUACUGGCUAUAAAGUGUUAGUAAUUCGUUAUAAGCAUGGGAUGUUGUUACAGUUUUUGUAAAGAAGACAGCGGUCCACAGAGUGGAGAAGUAAAUGAAAGAACACAUUUGUUAGUAGAUCCUGUCAGUAAUAAUACAAAUAUACCUAGAGUACACAGUGAUGAUUAUGUUAAUCAGUAUGCAAGUUCAGCACCCAAGAAAACUGACGAACAAAGUGCAUUAAAUAGAAUUUUACAUGAAACAGCUGCUAAUGUGAUAGAUGUUGGGGCAUUAGAUUCACAUAACCUGGAACAGCAUGAAUAUAUGGAUAGGUCACGUGCAUACUCCAAACGCAUAGAAGCAGGAGGUAUUAAAGUCCCUGAUAGCACAUCUUGCCUAUUAAAAGAUGUUCCUGCUCCAGAAAAAAUAUUGGCAACAGAACCACUUUCUGCUGGAGAUCAUGAGCUGAUUACAAAAAUGCUCAAUAAGGCUGUGACGGCACUAGAAGAUGUUAAUGUUGAACACAAAGAAGAUUUAGUAGUUCCUUUCUUAUCGUGAUCUUUUGGCAUUUCCUCAGCAGGAUUACAUCUUGCUUGAGUAAAAUCAUUGUACUACAUGACACUAAAAAAUUUCCCAAAAUCAAUUUUCAAUAAGUUGAUCUGAAUUUAUUUCAGAUUCUACUUAAAUAUGAAUAUUGAUUUAACAUGAUGUGGUGUAUUAUAGAUGGAAAAUCAGGUACUACUUCUUGAUAACAUGUUAAAAUGGCUUGACAGUUUCUGAAUAUACAAAAUUGUUUUAAAAUGUUACAAGUUAAGGUAUUUUCAAACGACCAGUUUUUAACGAAAGAGCUGAAUUUGGUAGUGCUUUUCCAUAAUUUAUACAUAAUACUGUAAAAAGAUAAAUCACUGUUAUUAAUAUUCAUUAUGAUGUAUAUCAAGAAACAAUAUAAAAGGGCUAUUUUGUCAUAAUUUAAUAUACGCAAUUAUUAUAACUUUAUUAUUUCUUACACGAAAAAUUUGCAUGUUAAGUUUUUAUUAAAUCAAUUUCUUUUUUCAUUAAACUAAUUUUUUUUUUAAUAUUGCAUCAGCACUGAACAUAUUUCCAUAUAACCAUAAAAGCAUUAUAAAAUAUGAUAGAUGAGAUGUAGACUCAGAAACAAUCAAUAUUUAUAAACGCGACUGGAAUAUGUUUCAUUAUUUACAUUAAAAUGUAUAUUUUGGUUAACAACCACAUCUUUAUCUUUUUUAUAUUGUACAUGUUUUGUCCUUUUUAUUUUGUUUUUGCUACAUGAGAGAAAUUCCCAAUUUCAAUAUACACAUGUGAUAUUUACAUAAAUUAUUAAUAUAUUCUUAUAUAUCAUCUCUUGUAUGUAUUUCGUUUAUCAAAAUUUAUUAAUCUUAUAAUUGUCUUAUGAUCUUUUAAAAUUAUAAGUCAUUAUCAUACUCCAGUAUCACUCUAUUGAUUUAUAUGCAUCAAAUAAAUAGUAUCACUUGUAAAAUUGUAUAUUAUUUUGUGAAUAAUAAAUAAAAAUUGUAAUCAAUAAUAAACAA
Molecule: messenger RNA, 1705 nt
Organism: Frieseomelitta varia
Lineage: Eukaryota; Metazoa; Arthropoda; Insecta; Hymenoptera; Apidae
Gene: Lamtor1
Product: ragulator complex protein LAMTOR1
Exons: 5
Coding region: 213-713 (166 amino acids)
Biological process (GO): lysosome organization; endosomal transport; cholesterol homeostasis
Cellular component (GO): lysosome; Ragulator complex; membrane raft
Molecular function (GO): molecular adaptor activity; guanyl-nucleotide exchange factor activity
Source: RefSeq, a predicted model, not a curated record